UAUUGCCGCGGUCCCACUCGACACGAAAUGAAAUCGUUUUUUUUGUAAAAUAAAUUCGGCUGGGGUAUUUUUGUGUAGUGUAUAUAUGUCGAAUAUCCAAUCAAUGUGAAAGUGAAUCGUGAAUAUAAUGAAUGAAAAUCGUGGCGGAAAAUGAAACGCGGUGAAGGCGACAACGCACAACUGGUGCUCGUUGUUACAUAAAAGGCAACCUCGCCCUCUCUUCGUCAUCAUCUCGAAGAAUCAUCAUCAUUAAUAUAGCAUCAUCGGCAAUCGCAUCUCUGUAGAGUGAGGGCAUAAGUGCAGGGGAAGAGCAGAAGGAAUCGAAGGAGGAGCAGUCGGAGGAGCAGUUGGAGGAGCUGAAGGAGCAGCUGAAGGAGGAGCUCCUGGACACCAUGAGCGUCUUCGACGACUUCCAGCGCCUGUGGAUGCAGCGCUUCCCCCAGAGCUCUCUGUCCGAUGCCUGGGAACUGGAUGUACGGGCCAGUCUCGAGCGGCACAAGCUGCGCAUCCUCGAGCUGAGCAAGGAACUGGAGCAGGAAACCCUCUAUGUGGAGUAUCUGGAGCGCCUGCUGUCCGAUGUGGAGAAGUACCGCGCCUCUGGCGGGGAUCCCACCGCCCUCUUUGAGGCGGCCAGCGGAAGUGGAAGUGGAGGAAGCACCAACAACGGCAGCAGCACCACAAAUGGAGCUCCAGCAGCAGGAAGCACCGCCAACGUGGACAAGGAGUUUAAAUCCAGUUUAAAUCUGCGUGAGUCCUCCACUUCGUCCGGCGGCAAGGACAAGGAUCGCCUGUCGCUGAACACGGACAACAAGUACACAACAACACACACAAAUGCCGCUGGAGGCGGCAGUGGGAGUGGCAGCGGUACAGGGGCGGUGGUAAGCGGGCCGCUACACUCGGCACCGCCCACGGGGGCGGGCAAGCGGACAGCGGAGCUGAACUUCGAGCGGGAGGAUCGGGAUAAGGACAGUGGCAACGAGAAGGACACCAACGGGGCCCUGCAGCAGUGCAUCACCGAAUUGGCGGCCUCCAUAAAAGCCCAGCCCGAUAAUGGAGCAGGCGGGUUAUCAUCAACAACAGCAGGAGGAUCAGCCAGUGGCGAUGUUGAAAAGGAAGCCACAUCCGCCAAACAGCCGUUGCGCAAGUCCACAUCGCAAUAUGUCACCGUCAUUCAGGUCAAGGAGGCCAAAGACAAAGAGGGCGACGAUGGAGCCACCUCUUCUUCGUCAGGGGUCAAUGACACACAGCAGCAGCAGCAGCAGCAACCCACGCCGCCCUCCACAUUCGCUCGCUAUGCGGAAGCCACAGCUCCUCCGCUGUCGCCGUCGCUCACUUCGUACGCUGCCCACGUGGAGGCCAAGAAGAAGAUGCCACCCAGACCUCCGCCAAAGAACAUUCGACGGGUGGAGCCGCCCACCAUUCCCAACCAGCAGCAGCUGUCGUCCUCGCCCAAAAGAGAGACUCCAUUCGUGGGCAGCACCAUGCCCCUGCCCAGCAGUUCCGGCGGCAGCCUCUCCUCCGACAGCCCAGGCAAUUCGCUGGAGCGCAACAUCAAGCCCUCGGACAUUCUGCGCCAGAAGUCAUCCGAGAAUCUGGACUCUAAGUAUGCGGCGAAUCGCAAAACCACACCGGAACUGGGCAAAUUUGUGAAUGUAAACAAUCCAGAGCUGAUGGAAGAGCUCGGACGCAAGAUGGUGGGCAAAACAGACAGUCUGGAGCAGGCGAAGAGGAACGACUCCUCGCCCUCGGGCGGUGGUAGUUUAGGACGCACUGCCUCGACGCCCGGGCGAUCAUUGACCCCGGGACGAACUGGCGUGGGUGCCUCGCCCACUGGUAGCCUAAGCAAAACCGCCAAACUGGCAGCGGCGGACAGCAGUUCGACGAGCAGUCUAGAGAAGAAGUCGCGUACCUGCCUGCAGGCCAGCGAUGCGGAGGGCGGAUCGGGAGCGGCGAACCAGCGGAGCGUGGGCUCCAAGGAGUCGCUGGCAUCACAAGGCAUAUCAGAGGUGAUCAAAAGCUACGAGAGUGUAUCCUCGUUGAGUUCGGAUAGCGCCAAGGCGGCGGCGGCAUCCCAGCAGUCGGCGGCAGCCGGCGGAAAUGCAGCGGACAACGAGCCGUACUAUGAUAGCGUGCCGCUGGACAACGGCGAUGGGGAGUACGUGUUCAUCAAGCCCGGACGCACUGGUUCCUCCUCCAGUCGCGAUGAUUUGUCGACGCCCGGCAGCAGCACCUUGCCCCUGGCGACCAGUGUGGCGGAUCCCGAAUCUCCAGGCAGGACCUCCAACUAUGUCAACAUCGACUACUUCCUACAGCAAAGCAAUGAGACGCGGUCCAGUUCGCUGGACAGCGACGGGGAGUACGAGGGUCCGCCAAUAUUGCGCACCAUUUCGCACGACGAGCAGACCACGUCACAAACAACGCCGGGAGCACUUCGCAAGAACUUAGUUUCAGCGAUACUUGUAUCUGGAAAUGCGCGCGGUGCCAAAAUACGAUCCAUACUCAGCUCCAUUAUUCAGAGCGAGACGAUCUACGUGGAGUGCCUCAAUAAAAUGAUGCAGUACAAGAAGGCCAUCCACGCAACCCUGAACACUUCGCAGCCUGUGAUCAAGGAGGAGGAGGAGAACACGAUCUUCUUUAAGAUCGACGAGCUCCACGAUCUGCACACCGCCUUCCUAUCCGACCUGAAGACCAUAGUAUCCCACGAGGGCGGCGAUGUGCUGAUCGGUGAGCCAUUCCGCCGACUGGCCGAGAUGUUCGAUCUGUAUAGCGCUUUCUUGCACAACUACAAGAAUGCCAUCGAGACGGUGAAGAAGUGCAGUGCGAAUAAUCCGCAAUUCAAGAAAAUCGUCUCGACCAUUGUGGUCAAUCUGCAGACGGAGCAAUCGCUAACGCUGGAGGAUCUGCUGCACAAACCGGUUGCACGGGUGCAGAUUAACGCGUUGGUCUUCAAUGAUCUGUUGCGCGAAACCCCGAAUGCCCAUCCGGAUCACCAGCCGUUGCGGCAGGCGCAGAAGAUCAUCCAGAUGUUCCUUAAUCAAUUCAAUGUGGUCAAUCAGCGGCUGCCCAGCGAAUCGAAUCGGAACUUGAGACGCAUGGUGCGCAAUUCGUUCAUUGUGGAGCUGGUCGAUGGUCACCGCAAGCUGAGGCAUCUCUUCCUUUUCAACGAUGUGAUUGCAUGCGCCAAGUACAAGGCACUGGGCCGUGAUCGCAUCGACUAUGAGUUGAAAUGGUUUAUACCGCUAAAGGAGAUAUCCAUUUACGAGGAGGCGGAUCCGGCGGCCGAGCUGAAGGAAUCUAGUCCAGCGAAUAUUUCGCAAGUGAAGCGCAAUCUGCGCUCGGUUCGAGAUCAAUUGGCCAUGGAGGUGGCCAACAGUGGUGGCGGUGGAGUGCGCUCCGGCGACAAGUAUCGCCGCAAGUUGGCGGAUCUGGAGUCACAGCUGGUGCUGGCCACGCCCAAUCUGGUGCUGCGGCUGGGCAACAAGGCCAACAACAAGACCAUGACCUUCUUCCUCAGCUCGGACUUUGAGCGGACGCAGUGGAUCGACUCGAUCACGUCGCUCAAGCAAAAGUGCAACCUGCCUGGAGCCAAUACCAUCAAUUCCCUGGAGGUCACCGCCUUCAUUGUGGCCAUGCAGAAGGGCAUGAAGACUGAAAUGGGUUCGUAUCUGAUGCGCAACACCAACGACGAGAGCCUGCUGGUUGGCGAUCUGCACAUGUCGGUCCAGGGAUUGGGCGGACUGGAUCAGGCGGCCGACCUGUACAUCUGCAUCGAGGUGGACUCGUACGGCCACUAUUUCCGCAAGGCCACCACCAAGAUGGUGUGCCGCAGCCAAACGCCGCUGUGGAACGAGAGCUUUAUGCUGGAGCUAGAGGGCAGCCAGAAUGUGCGCAUACUGCUCUACGAGGCCAAGGAGCGACCGCUCCUCAGGGCCAAGCACAUACUCAAGUUGAGCCUCAGUUGGCUGACGGAGACAACACAGCCGCGAACCAUUAAGCUUAGUGAGACCUUGGAGCUGGGCUGCAGCUUCCGGUUUGUGCCCGGCGAGCUGUGCCGCGCCACCACCAAGCCAGGAGCCCUCUUCGGUGCCAAAAUGAGUCAAGUAUUAAAACGCGAGAAACGCGACAUUCCGUUCAUCAUCAGUGCCUGCAUUAGGGAGGUGGAGCGGCGGGGCAUGCUGGAGGUUGGCUGUUAUCGCGUCAGCGGUUCCGCCUCUGAUCUGGCCAAGCUCAAAAAGGCUUUUGAGUCGGAUGCCUAUGAGGCGGAGCAGCUGCUGCGCGAGGUAGACAUCCAUUCGGUGACUGGCAUUUUGAAGACCUUCCUAAGAGAGCUGCCCGAGGCCCUGUUCACGGAUCAGCUGUAUCCGCGAUUCUUCGACACAUUCAGCGCCUUUAGCAACAACAACGAAUCCACGCGAAUCAACGAGCUGCUUAAAGUUUUCGAGGAGCUGCCGCAGGUCAACAAGGCCUCCAUCAACUCGAUUCUAGAUCAUCUAAUUAGAGUCCACGAAAAGGAGGCGGACAACAAGAUGUCGCUGCACAAUCUGGCCAUGGUCUUUGGGCCCACCUUGCUGAGGCCGGGCCAAACGCAGGUGAAGCAAAAGGAUCCGCUGGCGGCCAGCACCGUCGACGUGAUGGCCCAGGCCGGCAUCCUUUACUGCUUCCUGCAGGCGCGCAUCAAGAAGGAUUAGGACUUAGAAAGCCGUCUGCACAGAUAUACAUAUGGAAUAUAUAUAUAUAUACAUAUAUAUAAACAUAAAUUAUAUAUUUUUUUUACAUAGCAAUAGCGGUAAUACGAACGAAAUUCGAUGGAUAGCCUACGCAUGCACCACGCCCCCACCUGUCUGCCACGCCCCCCAGCACAAAUUAUACACAAGAAACGCCUAAACUCUGGAAAAUGCCUGAAAAACACACAUUGAAAACGCUUGAAAUUCGCCUAAAAUCACACGUGAAAACACUUUAAUACACCUGCGCUGCCAAUUGUAUAUACCAGAAACCGGAAUUGCAACUAAAAACUGAAGAUAGGGAUGGAUCUGGCGAGGAAUACGGAAUAUAAUGCCCUCAAAAUCCAAUAUAGGAUCCGGGGAUGUGAACAAAUCUGCUCAAUGGCGGGCUCACACACGCACAACACAACACAACACACACACAUCAGCAACAACACACACCUGGGAUGAUCAAGUGUCUAACACUGAAUAGCUGCUCCUCCGCUUACUAAAUAUUAUUCCCAUGUAUUACAGAUAUUUCGGUAGAUCUGUAGACUGUAUGCUUUACCUUUUAGAUGCGACCCUUACAUCAGCUUACUGCAACUAUUGCAAAAAAGUUAAAAAAAAAAGAAGGGGAAAGCAUAAAAUUGCAAAUAUUUUCAAUAUUACACGUAUAUAUCUAGAGACAUAUAUACCAACCUAUAUAUAAUUAAUUACUACUACUAGUACUAUAAUUUACUAAAGUGAGGUAGCAAGUUUUCCCGGCUGAUUGAUCAAUGAUUGAUGAUAUACGAUGUAUGUGUUUGCUUAAAAAAAUUCUGUUUUUUUUUCUCGUCUUGUUUUAUAUUAAUUAUUUAGGUUUUUAUAUAAACAGAAGCGUAAAAUAAAGUAUAUUCUAUUUAGAAA
Messenger RNA from Drosophila subpulchrella, 5606 nucleotides. It is a transcript of the gene RhoGAP1A, whose product is annotated as active breakpoint cluster region-related protein. The record is from RefSeq and is a predicted model, not a curated record. The coding region runs from base 393 to 4688 and encodes 1431 amino acids. Gene Ontology annotation, cellular component: membrane. NCBI's taxonomy places the organism in Eukaryota, Metazoa, Arthropoda, Insecta, Diptera, Drosophilidae. The transcript is spliced from 14 exons. Gene Ontology annotation, molecular function: guanyl-nucleotide exchange factor activity; GTPase activator activity. Gene Ontology annotation, biological process: positive regulation of GTPase activity; signal transduction.